AUGACAAGAGGAGCGCCGCCUUUCAAUAGGCGCAUAUCGGCAGACAGCGACUUUAUGAACACUGUCAAUGCCCACUUCAAUGACUACAACUUCAAGGGGAUCCCCUUCCACAGCUUUGUCAACACCAGUGAACUGGACACCAUCAUCAAGGGCAAUGUGAUUUACCUCAAUAGAGCCAUAAUCUUGAAGCCGAUUACUAGAGAAAAGAUUGUGGAGGUCAUGGUUGAGGAAAUUAACGAAAAGGUUGUGCAUGUGCCUCAGUUGCAAGUUGUGGACAAGUACGUUGAGGUCGUAAAGCCAAUUGUAAAGUACAAGGUCAAGGAGAUUAAACGACCAGUCACAGUGGAACGCAUUAAAAAGGUACCAAAGAUUAUCGAGGAGGAAAAGGUGGUUGAGGUGCCAGAGAUUGAGUAUGUGGAAAAGAUUGUGGAUGUGCCUACAAUUGUGGAACGAGAGAAAAUUGUCCAUGUGCCAUUCCCGGUAGUCUGCGAAAGGAGAAUUCCGGUUUUGAAUAUCUCCAGGAAUGAACGAGUCGAAGAGGUGCCAUCAGUGGAUGGAAUGAUGCUCCUCGUUGGCAAUUUGACUGGAGAGGGAGUACAGACUGAAAAUGCAAAGACUGCCAACACUGUGGAAACACCAGUAAAUGGGUCCACCGACAACGAAAAGAGCGAGUACAUGAAAGAUUUCUUGGCAUCCGCCUACGAGUCACGAGUUGUAAAUUACAAUAGCGAUGAAGAAGCUAAUAGGAUGGAGGAGUUUAGUGACUCUUCUGGUUCAUAUGAACAUUCUGUCCAACGCAUCAACAUUGCAUCUAGUCUAGAAAAUGCAGAUUGCGCAGGCAUGGGCGAUUAUUUUGUAGGCCAGAAUGGGUACUAUGGAGAAGAGUAUGAUCCAAACAGAUAUGACAUGGACAAGAGUGAAUAUUUGGAAGCUAGAGAAAAGGAACCCAGGGAAGAAUACUCGGUGGACCCACAGGAAGUUUUGCCUAGCAUGCAAACUAGCGAUUCGAAUGCUGUGGACAUUUUUGAAGCAAAAUUGGCCCAGCCGAAACGACUGCAAAUUAGUCAAGAACUCAAAAGGUAUCUAACCAAUGCGCUCACUAGGAAAAUUUCCCUUUUUGUCGAACUUGAAGCCGAAGCCACCGCAAAGAAUGGGAAUGUUGAAGAUGUAAAGGGUGAUGAUAAUGAUGAAGCUAGUCCAUGA
This is a messenger RNA of Theileria equi strain WA, 1203 nucleotides long. RefSeq lists its product as hypothetical. The transcript has a single exon. Lineage: Eukaryota; Apicomplexa; Aconoidasida; Piroplasmida; Theileriidae. The record is from RefSeq and is a predicted model, not a curated record. The coding region runs from base 1 to 1203 and encodes 400 amino acids.